AUGGAUUGGACUGGAUUACUUGCUUGGUCAAUAAAUUAAAAAAAUGGAGAGAAAUUUGAUACUUCAAUAAAACCAAUGGAUGAAGAGACUAAAAAAUGGUUAACUGAAGCAUUAUAAAGUUAUUCUGUUGAUGAAUUUUAAAUGAUUAAAGACUUGUUAGAUAAAAUAGCUAAACCAGAAUAAGAGAAUGAAGAAGAAUAACGUUUAGAAUGGUUUGAAUAAUUAAUGGAAUUAUUAGAUGCUUUAGAUAGGGCUAAUGAUUUUUGUAAAAUUGGUGGGUUGAAUCUAAUGUUCAAUUAUUAUUAAACUACCAAAUUUGAUUCUAUAAAAUUGUAAGCACUAAAAAUAAUUGCAAAUUGUAAUCAAAAUAAUGCCUUUGUUUAAGAGUAUUGUGGAGAAAAUGAUUAUCUUAAAAUAGUAAAUGAAAUAGAGAAAAUUGAUAAUUUAAAAUUAAAAGAACAAGUUAUAAGUGCACUUUCUAGUAUGAUAAGAGGAGAAUGCUUAAAUAAUAAAAGAAAGUUUAUAGAUAUGAAUGGAAUACAACUGUUAUUAAAUCAUUUAGACUCAAAUAGAUGUAUUGAGAAGAUUGCAAAUUUAUUUAGAGAUCUAUUAUAUUAUGAUGAUUAAUUACAUAAAACUUAUCAUGAUUUAUCAAAAUUUUCAAAUACAGCUGGAUAAACAAUAAAAUAGCAAGAUAAAAAGAAUUAUAAUCUAACAACAGAUAUAAAUGAAGAAUUACUUAAAUCUAAUGAAUUACCUUAAAAUCUAAAGUAUAAAGGAAUUGUUAAAAACAUAUUAAUUGAUUUGAAAUUCCUUAGUUAUGCAAAUAAAUUCAUAUUUGAUACUUCUAUUAAAAAUUCUGAUCUUAGAAUAUAAUAUUUAUCAUGUUCAGAAAUAUUGUUAAAAAUUAAAAAUGAUUAGGAAUUUAAAUAAAUUAUAUAAACUCAUUUAGAACAUCUUUUAAAGGAACAAGAUUAAGAUGAAGGAGAAAUAAAUUUAUGUAAAUAAAUAUUGUGA
Paramecium primaurelia is the source of this 1017-nucleotide messenger RNA. Lineage: Eukaryota; Ciliophora; Oligohymenophorea; Peniculida; Parameciidae. The record is from the annotation of a GenBank genome assembly.